AUGUACAACCCAGUAGAUUCAUCCGGCAUGCCCCUUCGAAUAGCCGACUCAGCACCACGCUUUGCAGGCGAUUAUACUCAGCUCGUCAACUUCCUGGAGUCAGUAGAACGACUCGCGCAACCGCUUGGUUUAACGGACAAGGAGAUCAUCAAGUAUGCACUGAAGUAUACAGCACCUAAACAAAGGCAGCUUCUCUCAUACUACGAAGAAUGUGGCGUUGACCACUAUACAUGCCCUAUCUUCGAAAAACCAGCCGCCAUCGAAGUGCCCCUUGCAAGCGCACCUCCACAACCAGAACGCGCUCAAGAGCAACCAGAACCAGAAGUCAUCGCACCAAUACCUAAAGUAUGCGACGCCGCCCCCAUCCCAGUAGUCCAAGAAUUGCCCCUCGACAUCAUCGCCCCGCCCUCAGUCCAAAUCGAAGUGCGCAUCAUAAACGCACCUCAAGAGCCCGCAUCCGCACCUGAGUAUCCACCAGCCGAAGAUAUUCUACCCCAGCUCGAAGUAUGCGAGCCUAUCACUGUCCCAAUCCUCCUAGAAGCGCCUCUGGAGGAGAUUAUACUGCCGAUAGUCAGGGAUGACUUUAAACAUCUAUCCGCAGUCAGGGAUGACUCUAAACAUCUAUUGCACAUUAGCGCGCCUAUUCCGGAGCCUUCUGAAGCACCAGAGGCUAAUAACACGCCGCUAUCCAACCAGGUUAUGUCCCUGGAAACUCUGUCUGUCGCUGACACAUCUGCGCUCAUCACGCUUUCUGCGUGCAGUGACCAUUAUCAUCCGCAGGUGCAAUAUCCGUGCACCAUACCACCGCCCGUCAGUGAUGACUUUAAACAUCUAUCAUCAGUCAGGGAUGACUCUAAACAUCCAUCACAUCCUAAUGCGCCCAAUCUGGAGUCUUCUGCAGUACCAGAGGCUCAAAACACGCUACCUUCCGACCAGAGUAUAUCUCUGGUAACCCCAUCGGUCACUGAUCAUUCCGCACAUUUCGCGCUUUCCGCUUACAGUGAUUACCGUCUGCCGGUGAAACAUCCGUGCAUCACAUCGCCCAUCCACCAAUUAGAUCAUGUCUCGCGAAAUGACUCUGAUGCGCCUCCAGCGCGCCGCCAUACGCCUAAGGUCGCGCAGCUCUCAAGGAGCCAGACGCUGUUUGCCACUAUUUCACCUUCAUCUCCGCAUCAGUUUAUUGUUAAUUCGUCAUUCAUGCGCCGCAUUCCCGCACCACGCGCUUUAUUUCCCGUGCUAUAUGCGCCUAUCAUUGCAAAAGAGGUUUCCUGCUAUCGCGUUUUCACCAUUUCAUCAGUUUUGAACCUGUACCAGCUGCUCCUCACAUAUUUAGAGGAUAUAGAUUCCAACGCACUCAAACGCGAGUGUGCGCGGAGCUCAAGCGCACAUUAUCUCACCAUAGAGCACCCCCAUGCGCCUUACAUCGCCCCAUUAGGGCGCGCCUUCAACUUGUACCGCAAGGUGCAAGAAUUCAUUCUGCCGGUUACUAGUCCGCCAUCCAGCCGUGUUUGA
This is a messenger RNA of Suillus subalutaceus, 1512 nucleotides long. RefSeq lists its product as uncharacterized. The coding region runs from base 1 to 1512 and encodes 503 amino acids. The transcript has 5 exons. NCBI's taxonomy places the organism in Eukaryota, Fungi, Basidiomycota, Agaricomycetes, Boletales, Suillaceae. The record is from RefSeq and is a predicted model, not a curated record.